This is a messenger RNA of Uranotaenia lowii, 8844 nucleotides long. It is a transcript of the gene Ca-beta, whose product is annotated as voltage-dependent L-type calcium channel subunit beta-1. The coding region runs from base 1179 to 3149 and encodes 656 amino acids. Gene Ontology annotation, biological process: neuromuscular junction development; regulation of voltage-gated calcium channel activity; calcium ion transmembrane transport. The record is from RefSeq and is a predicted model, not a curated record. Gene Ontology annotation, molecular function: protein binding; high voltage-gated calcium channel activity. The transcript is spliced from 12 exons. Lineage: Eukaryota; Metazoa; Arthropoda; Insecta; Diptera; Culicidae. Gene Ontology annotation, cellular component: voltage-gated calcium channel complex.
GCCUGAACUGAACGCGAUCGCCUAACGCGCUCUGCCUCGACAGCGCGACCAUUUCGACGUUAUAUUUAUUUUUAGUUCACAAGUCUGGGUCCGGUCCCCGUGUCGUGUCGCGAAAAUCUAACGGGUGUUGCUAAUUUGUAUGUUGGUUUUUGGAGUCCAAAUAUCAGCUUCCAAACGGAAGUUUUCCGUUGCCCCUCCGGGUUUUUCGUUCCGCCCACUUAGCCCCAUCUAGGAAAAACCGAAUCGAAGAAGGGCUGAAGGCGCAGUUUUGGAGCAGAGUGUCCGUGUGCAUGUGAUGUGCCCCUGAAGCUAAAGUGUCAAAUUCCAGCGGUGGCAAAUGUCGUGUGAAAAGCCGUGAUCGACGUCAAGGUUGACACUUGGAAUAUGUGAUCGUUUGCGCUUUGCCUUUUUCCGCGAAACCAUUCCCGGGUAAGGGGGGAUGAUUGUGGCGUUUACCUAGAAGUGGUUCGGGGGGAUGAUGGGGGUAUCAAGGUUGGAAUGUGAUGGUUCUCUGUAUGAGAAAUGAGAUCUUCGGCCGGUGUUCUUGGGUACGUAGAAUUUUUUUUACUUCUGUUUGUUACUCUGCCAUGAGAAAAAUCAUUUAGAGCGGAAGUGCAGCUGCCAAAUGAGGAUCAGCAGCUCGUUGGCGAAAAAUUCAUUGAAGGAAAUUUAUUGAAUGGAAACAGUCAGUUUUCUGACGUGUUGCUCGUCGAUCAUCGUUGAUUGUUUUGAAAGGUUGAAAAUAAUCGAAACUCCAGCAGUUUGAACCAAUCGAAGGUUGUCAACACGUGAUUGUCGAAACCUUUGAGGGUAUUAAUUCAGUGUUUGUUCGUAUUUCAAUUUUAAAAUCAGUUCCAAGUGAUAUCUAAGUGAAAACAAAAGUGUGCUCAAAACGAUUGUUUUUUUUCAAGAAAAUUCAUAAGUCUCAUAUCUAUUACAGUGAAAAAAAAUGUAAUGAAAAUCUGUCUUCUACAAAUUUAAUCACCACAAUCUUAAAUAGAAAAUAACAAAGGAAACAAACCAGAAGUGAAACGCAAAAUUUUCAUUUUCGAGCAAACGUAAACGUCGAAACAGCAACAGCAGUCAGCAGCACAGCAAGUAAAACACAGAGGAGAGAAAAUAUAAAAUAAAUCAAAACUAAAUAGAAAAAAAAUAACGAAUCAGCAGCAGCAGGAAAAAUGCUGAAACACAAAAACCACCACCGGCAUCAUCGCCACAACACAACCUACAAGCCACCGUUCAUGAGUCGGAAAAAUCGGAGGGGUUCAGCGGAUUCCAAUUAUUCUCAACCAUCGUCCGAUCUGUCGCUAGACGAGGAAAAAGAAUCGCUUCGGCGAGAGAAGGAACGUCAGGCCUUAGGCCAGUUGGAUAAAGCGAGGAGUAAACCUGUUGCAUUCGCUGUGAGGACAAACGUAUCGUACGAUGGCAGUUUGGAUGACGACUCGCCGGUGCACGGCAGCGCAGUUUCGUUCGAGGUCGGCGACUUUCUUCAUAUCAAGGAGAAAUAUGACAAUAACUGGUGGAUUGGGCGAUUGGUUAAAGAAGGCUGUGAAGUGGGGUUCAUUCCCAGUCCCGUUAAGCUAGAACACAUACGAAUGCAGGCAUCGGCGGCGCGCUCAUCCAAGCUGUAUACAAGUAAGGGAUCAUCAUCUAGCGGUAAUUUAGGAGCACCUGGAGUACCAGGUGCGGAACCAUCACGAGGUAGCACACCCCCAACACCUGGAGAUGACAGCGACUCGAUGGGUGCCUCCCGACAUGGCAAAACGCCGCUCGCCACGCCACCAACCAAGGAGAAGCGGAAACCGUUCUUCAAGAAACAGGAAACAUCAUCACCAUAUGACGUAGUGCCAUCAAUGAGACCAGUCGUACUUGUGGGUCCAAGUUUAAAGGGUUACGAGGUGACCGACAUGAUGCAGAAGGCGUUGUUUGAUUUUUUAAAGCAUCGAUUUGAAUCAAGAAUUAUUAUAACCCGUGUUCAAGCUGAUAUCUCGUUAGCGAAGCGUUCCCUGAUGAACAAUCCAUCGAAACGAGCGAUAAUGGAGCGUUCCAACAGUAGGUCAUCUUGUUUAGCAGAAGUGCAGGCUGAAAUCGAGCGGAUAUUCGAGUUAGCGAGAACACUUCAAUUAGUUGUACUUGAUUGUGAUACAAUAAAUCAUCCGUCACAAUUAGCGAAAACAUCAUUAGCGCCAAUAAUAGUUUAUUUAAAAAUAGCUAGUAGUAAGGUAUUACAAAGAUUAAUCAAGUCACGUGGCAAAGCUCAGGCGAAAAAUUUAUCAGUACAAAUGGUAGCUGCUGAGAAAUUGGGUCAAUGUCCGCCGGAGAUGUUCGACGUCAUCCUGGACGAGAACCAGCUCGAGGAAGCGUGCAACCAUCUGGCAGAAUAUCUAGAGGCAUACUGGAGAGCCACCCAUCCUCCCAUACGACCAACUCCAUCUUCUGUUCCUAGACCUUUGCCGUCCCAGGAAGCGUCUCCAUCGGGCGAACAGCCCGGCCGAAUGGGUCCUCCACCUCCGCCUGACUCUAGAGAUCGUUACGGAUACAGAAAUGAUCGAGGAGCAUCAUAUCAUCACAAUAGAAAUAGCAGUAGUAGUAGACGGCCAGCGUCGAAUCGCCACGACAACCGGGACCGGGAUCGGCUGGAUCGAAUCGAGCGGGAUCGUGACCGGGAUCGGGACCGGGAACGAUUGCACGCCCGGGAACGGGACAUGCUUCACUACGACAUCAACGAUGACGAUCUGCUGAACGAGCGCAACUACGGACCAUCGGAUUAUGGCGGCGGCGGAGGAGGCGGUGGGGGCGGAAUGAUACGAGGCGACAGUCGGGACAUUCGGGAUCUGCGGGAGCGGGACAGCAGGAUGCAGCACAUGGCCGGUGGGAUGGGCGUUGCCAGUAGUAGUAGUAGUAGUAAUAGACACAACCUGAACAGCGACAUGCUCGAUCACGAUCGCGAGCUAAUACGAGACCCUAGGGGGGAUCCCCAUGGCCGGGGGGACCCGCGCUAUCCGAUCGCACAGCCCCAGACAUUGGUGGCCCCACCAUCGUCUCAGUCGGUUCGGCGCGGCAUCGAGCGGACGGAUGCUCGGGAUCGCGACGACUACAGUCCGCAUCGAGGAGGCGGUAAUAAUAGAAGAGUAUUGAACGCCAUGUAGGAAUCGUGGAUAUAGGGAUGGGAUCAGGAUGAUGAAUCUGCAGGCGAAGAAAAGCUCGUCCAGGACAGCGAAGAGGACGACGGCUUCGAGUAUGACGAGUUCUACUGAGCGUGCGCUGGCUGUGGGAAGUGGUUCAAGCAGCAAAUACUUCAAAACGGGUCGACGAUAGAACAUAAUAACAACACACAACAACCAAACAAAAAAAAAAAAAAAACAAAACUAACAGCUCAACGCUCGAUACAAUUCGUUAACUCCUAAAACACAUACAAUUCUGCACAGUAAAACAAACGAACUUAGAUAAAAAAAAGUAAAGACAACUUGUAAAAUAAGACACAAACACACACACAAAAGUAAUCUUACUAGAAGGGAGAUAUUGAGACUCACACAAUCGAAUUCACCACACCACUACUCAGAGCACACACUCACCAAAACGUAAUCGAUCACUCACACAAACAGCAAUCACAAACAAACAAUACAGAACUCUACACACACCACACAAAGAGAUAGGUGAGAAUCAAAGCAAAAGAAUUCGUUUACAAUGCAGAAUAACAACCAACAAAAAAAAAGAUCACGUAUGUAUGUGAAAGUGUGCGAAUGCCAAUGCCGUCGUUCGUGAAUCAUCCUGAUCCAUUCCUAUUGUGUAUAAAACAAAACAAAAAAAAAAAAGAAUCAAAGAUGAAUGAACAAAAAAUACUCAUUUCUAUAUAAUACCGCUUUCAUCAUUUUUCCUUCCAUUGGGUAUUUUGCGACCAAGAAAAAUCGUUUCCCGAUUGUUUGUCCGGUCGAAUCUGGACACGACCGGUUUCGAACAGGCGCCCAUUCGGAUUCACCUUUUUUUUUCGAAGGUUUUAUGGGUUUUUGGUGCAUGUUUUUUCGUAACUCUAAUCAACAGCUCGUCCAAUGGCGGGUGUAUAGUUGGCAGACAAACUUUAAAUGGAAGUUGGAAAUGUGAACGUGAUACUCAAGUGUAAACGUUUUGUUGGAAAAAUCUAACAUUUGUUUCCUUUUGAUUGCAAUGAGUUUCUGUGCAUCAUUGAAAUGAAAUUUUACUGUUAAUGAAAAAAAAUCAGAAUGGUUAAAUUUGGAAUGAGCGAAGUUCAUUUAGAAAGUAUCGCUCUUUAGAUUACGGAGAACUCUCUACACAGUAAACGAAAAUUACCGAGUUCGGUAAUUUUUUUACCGAAAUCCUAACAUGUGGGAAUCGUUAAACUGUUCGGUUUUUUUUUCGGUAAAAAAUAAACGAACAUCGGUAAAUCGAUUCUUCAUUUACCGAUGUUCUUUUAUUUUUUACCGAAAAAAUUACCGAACAGUUUAACGAUUUACACAUGUUAGGAUUUCGGUAAAAAAAUUACCGAACUCGGUAAUUUUCGUUUACUGUGUAUCGAUUACUUUGGGUUAUAACUAUUACAAAUUUCAACAACUUUAGCUAAUACUCGCUAAUACUUACUCGCUCCAUUUUGACACUGUUUAUAAAUGCCCAAAAAUUUCAGAAUUCAGCUUUUCAGAGUUUUGUAUCGAAUUUCCUCCAAACGGGAUAUACACUUCUUCCAAAGUAAGCCACCAAAAACUAAAAAAGAACAACGAUUGAAAGUCCUCAGGCAAUCGCUGCACUCUGAAUCACCUUAGAUAUCAUGUAGGACUUCAGUCAAAUUUCUUUGCGUAACGUCAUCGUGAAUCUCUCCUAACAAGGGGAAAAAGUGAACGUGGUACUCGAGCAUAAACUGCUUGCAGGAACAAUUCACUGCUUCCUGAUUAAAAUUCGGAAGUUUUGACAACCUCCAAAAUGACCUAGUUUUGUCACGUUGAUCGAGUUCAAUAAUUUUAAUUACAUAUUUUUAUAUUUACUUUGCUUUUUAAACAUUAGAUCUUGAUGUUAAACAAACUCUAAUGUUGCGGCCACCUUGUUGGAAAUGUGAACGUAGUACUCAAGCGUAAACAUUUUGCAAGAAAGAGCAAAAAAUGACUUCUAUCAGAUUUCAACCAGUUCUUAACGUUGAAGAACCCUUUAUUGUCAAACUUAAAGAGUGUCUGAAUCGUAAUCACGAGGUUCGUUCAGAAGAAGCGCUCUCUUGAUUUCCAAUAAAGAGGUUUCGAUUUACUUGGUACGCGAUCUUAAAAUUUCCGGCUGGCCAUAAAAAACUGGACUGUGUUAUUUGAAAAGUCGAUGCGUUAUUUAAAGUCUGAUUAAUAAAUUGAUUAAUAUAAAGGCUUUAAGCAAUUGUUUCUUGUAACCACACCGUGAAUAUCCACUAACAAGAGAAAGAGUGGACGGGGUACUCAAGCUUAAACUGUUCGUAAGAAACAAUUGUACCAACAUUCAGAGGAAAAAAACACGACAAAAAAGAGCACCGAAAACCUGUUAAACGAUCGUAAAUCAAACGAAAGGGCGUCCUAAAUCGAAACCGAAAUCAUUCGCCGAAAAAAAGAUGCAACGUUAGCUUCUCGCCGCUCGCAACAGGCUCUUUAGUUUCCACGACUCUGGCAACGUCCGCAAUAGAGCAUGCUACUGUUAUAGUUUUUAAUGCGCAUAGUUUAUUGUUAUUUAUAUUUUUUUCAUCUUUCUUUUAGUCAGUACAAUGUUUAGCAGCAAAACAAUAGAAUCAAACAGCCAACACUCAUAUAACCGAAAAAAAACCAAAGACUGUUAGUCAAAACUGUUAAUUUUUUCCUAGUUUUCGACCGAGAUGUUUAAAUAAUUCCGAGUUUUAGUUCCCAAUAGAUUUUUAUUUCUCAAAAUGGAAGUUAGCUCCAUUUUUGUUUCUACUCUUCCAAUUGUUCAUUGUUACACAUUAUUAGGUAAAAAGACGGUUAAAAGUAGACAUUGUUUUGUUAAACCCUAAACAUGCUGGAAUCAUUGUCAGGUGCGGGUCCAUCCAAUUUGACCCUCGUUUAACAAAUGAUUCGGGCGUGGAGAGGUUCAAUUAGUGAGUUAAUUUUUCGUUGCUUUUAAUAUCUUUAUCAAUGCUGCUCGCUGGAUGUCUAUAAUCAUCAGAAAACUGCACUAGUUCUAAGUUUGAUAGCAAUAUUUUGUUUUGUUGAAGCUGCUUUAGUUUAAUGUUGUUUAAACACACAUACACACACAUAUCGUUAGCUUUGUUAUAUCCCAAACUUAGUGUUUGUUUCUGUGUUAUAUUUUCCACAUUGGGCGAAAAAAUGAUGAAUCAUUUUUAUAUAGGAAUAGAUGUACAUUGAUAUAGCGAUUAAACUUAAUUGUAAUUCGAGUAUGAAAUAAACAAAAAAAAACCAACAUAGUUGUAAAGAACCAUUAACUUAAAAAAGAAAGAAGAAUCUUCGGCAUCAGUUUUUGUAUUACUUAACCGAACAAGGGAAAACAAAAGAGACGAGGAGAAACCAUUCAACCACAGUAGAAAAGUUUUUUCCCGAACGUAAUUCUUGGCUGCUUGUUUCAUCGAUUUUCGAUAGGCUUUCCACAAACCAAUAGAAGCGAAAAGAGUUCAUCCAAGUAUGAUAUUGAUUUCCGAUUUCCUCAGUUUCGGUACUCAAAAAAAAAACAAUCGUUGAUCCUUAGAAUUAUUCCAAUCGAACAGCUACACACACACACUAGGGGAGAGGUGGAGGAAAUGAUUUUUUAUCUGUGCCAAAACAAUAGAGGAAGGAUUAAACGAAAGCACGAAGGAAAAUUGUAAAGUUGAACAAAGUUUAGCACAUCCACACACAAAACAAAAACACCGGCGUAGAAGCGUAGAAUUAGGUUUGGUUUCGUUCGGUUGCUCAUUAGAGUUAUUGAAGUUAAACGAAAAGGGAUUAUUUCGAAUUUUUAAGUGAUUCUUCUCAAAUGAGAGCCUUUAGAAAGUUGAAGUUCGUUUAGGGCGAACAGUUUUUCUUCGCACGGGUUUUGUUGUUUACCAAACUCACCAACAAAAACAUUGAACCGAAUUUUAAAGUUUUUCUCAAAAAAUAAAAAAUCAAUAAAAAGCUCCUGCUGCAGCGUAAAUGCAUAUAAAUAUAAAUAAUGAAAGCUUUAAAUUUAACUAUAGGACAAAAUGCGAUUGAAUUACAUCAUAAAAAUACACCCAGAAACAGAACGUUGCUGAGUGCAUUUCGUACGAAUGAUAAUAUUUUGUAAAAAAAAACACAGAUAAUUAAAAACAUUGUAUUAAGUAAAUCAAAUCGAUCAAGAAGCAUCUUAUUGAAAAACCUAUUUUUACGAAUCAUUUCCCGCAGUGAUUCCAGCGUUUAAUCCAAAAACAAAAGUAAAUUACUGGAAAAUAUAAGAGCUUGAAAUUUAAUCUGUUCAUUUUGAAUUUAGAACCAUUAAAUGCAUAAGAAUGGACGCCAGACGAAAAUGUUGAAAGAAGAAAAAUGUUGAAAAGGAAAACAAAAACACAAACAGAGCGCGGAAACAGUAAGAGAACGAAAGGUCGAUUGAAAAGAGUUUAUAAACACAUAAUAGUACUUUUACCUGAUGUUAAGGUUUCGACUUUAAAGUAAAACAAGCCACGCUUACAAUGCGCUUAUGCUGUUGCACAUUCAAUUUGCGUUCCCUCUCUCUCUCAUCUUGGCAAUAAUAAAACUCCUAACUUUGUAAAUUCUCCGACUUUUUUGAAAGAAAACAAAAAUACACGCUUAUUUCAAGUUCACAACUCGAAGGUGUUGCGUUUACGCAAACUGAAUUUUCCCCUUCCUUUAUUCACGUACAGAGCCGUUACAAAACUUAUGAAAUCGGCUAGAUCCGUUGCAGUUCCAAAUCCGAGCAUGUACAGACAAACCUCGUUAUAAUUCCUCAACAAGUGCGCAGAAAUCGAUAACAAAAAACUAUUUUACUUUCAUUGACGUUUGUUAGAUUCAUAAAGCGCAGACUCUUAUUAAACAGAAAGAUAAAAAACCACACACUCACACAGAAAGAUGAUAAUCAGCUUCACACUCCAAGGCCGACCAAAUUUUUGCUUAAACUGUUGAAAUAUUUGCCAUUGUUGACUCUCCCCUCGUUAAUAAAUAGAUAAUCCAUAAAAAAAAAAAUCACAUUGGAAAGCUACCAGAAACAGAAAACAACUUACACCGACUCACUCAAACGACGAUAGCGCAAAAUCCUUCAAACCAAAAUAAACUUGGUAAUAGAAAACAUCUGCAUAGAAAGGUUAAACUCCCAAAAACAAAAAAAAAAAACCAACACACAGCACACACGAACUCAAACUAAUCGAAAAGUGAACUUGUGAUUACGUACCACUACUGCUAAUAAUAAAUACUAGAACCGAAGAACGAACUAAACGAACGCAAGAAACCGAAAGAGAAAACUGAAGCAGCAACAAGGAGGUAGCGAGCGAGGACUCUAAUAGUUAAAACAAAACAUUGUAAAAAGUAAACAAACAAACCAAAACAAAACAAAAAAAAACCGAAACAAUCGAGAAUCGCGCGUUGUAAAGUUGGGAGAGCAUGUGAGACGACGGAGACGAAGAAAGAAGAACAUUUAAGAACAAACAAAGAAAAAAAAAUACAUUGCUAUAUACCAAAUGCCUUGCACUGAUAAAAUUAUGUAUUGAGAUUAUUGAAUUACAACAAAACCGUGAACAACAACAACAACAACAACAACAAAUCAAACACUUCGAACAUUAUACAUACACACACACACAUAAAAACACUCACCGAACAGACGAACAUACUCCCAUACAUCCUACACACAGAGUAAGUAGAUGACACAUCUACAAACAAACUUAAUCAUCCGGUGAUGUCUAGA